AUGAAUAUGAAUGUUUCUUCAAGAGGCUCCCCAUUCGCAGAGGAGCAGGAUAAAUUGGCACCUCGAAUCCCUGCUGUGUUUGCCAUCCCAAUUGCCGCUACCCAGCGCGCGAGGGCAUUCCGGUCGACGGCACUGGGACCGGUGUCCUGGACCGAUAUUCAAGAUCAGUCGGCCCAGCGGCACGAAUUCCAUCUAUGCGGUUCCUGGAUGAUGGCGGUUCUCACAGGGGCGAGGGAUGUAGAUCUCCACCGCGCCAUGCGAGAUGAAAAUCAUGCAAAGCCCCGUUAUCGAAAGACUAAAUUUUUCCCAAGCUUAUCACAUGGCGGCAAUGAUCUCCAUGGAAGGCAUUCAAAAUGUUGA
Molecule: messenger RNA, 360 nt
Organism: Coccidioides immitis RS
Lineage: Eukaryota; Fungi; Ascomycota; Eurotiomycetes; Onygenales; Onygenaceae
Exons: 2
Coding region: 1-360 (119 amino acids)
Source: RefSeq, a predicted model, not a curated record